AACUAGUUGGUGCUCGUCUCUCCGAGUAAGACGUUCCUUGAACUUAAAGCAGUGUUACAGCUAUAAUUACAAAACUAUCACGCCACAAUCAUGUCUCCGAGGAAAUUUUUCGUGGGUGGAAACUGGAAGAUGAAUGGCGAUAAGAAAAGCCUAGGCGAACUUAUCAAUACAUUGAACAAUGCAAAACUCCAUGCCGAUACCGAGGUGGUGUGCGGUGCCUCUCCGAUCUACCUCGACUUUGCCAGGUCCAAGUUGGAUCCCAAGAUUGGAGUUGCUGCACAGAACUGCUAUAAGGUUGCCAAGGGCGCCUUCACCGGAGAGAUCAGCCCUGCGAUGAUCAAGGACUGUGGCGUGCACUGGGUUAUCCUGGGCCACUCUGAGAGGCGCCAUGUUUUUGGGGAAAGUGAUGAGCUCAUUGGCCAGAAGGUGGCUCAUGCCCUGGAGUCUGGUCUGGGUGUGAUCGCCUGCAUUGGAGAGAAGCUGGAUGAGAGGGAAGCUGGCAUCACGGAGAAGGUCGUCUUUGCGCAGACCAAGGUCAUCGCAGACAACGUGAAGGACUGGAGCAAAGUGGUCCUUGCUUACGAACCUGUCUGGGCCAUCGGUACCGGCAAGACUGCCUCUCCCCAACAGGCCCAGGAGGUUCAUGAAAAGCUCAGGCACUGGGUAAAGGACAAUGUCUCGGAGGCAGUGGCCAACUCCGUCAGAAUUAUCUACGGAGGCUCAGUGACCGGUGGCACCUGCAAGGAGCUGGGCUCCCAGAAGGACGUGGAUGGCUUCCUGGUGGGCGGAGCUUCUCUGAAACCAGAGUUUGUUGAAAUCAUCAACGCUCGUGCAUAAAAGGGAAGCAACGUGAGGCUGUGAGGUCAUCUGUCAGCUGACCAGUCACAGACCAGCGCAGCACUUAGACCCCGCCCCCUGUCUUUCCGGUGUUUGUGUGAUGUCACUACUUCUGUUUCCUUUUUUUCCUUUGUUGUUCAAAGGGACAGAUUGACACGCACUGCACUGCAUUUCAGUCCAUGUACUGGAAACGCAGUGAGUGUACGAACCCGUAUGUCACUGCAAAAACGAGCACUGAAUUGAUAAAACACUCUGGACGAAUGUGCAUGUGCACACCUUGUGUGCACAGUUUCAAUUUUUCGGGCGGUCAAUCGAAUUAAGUGUCCUUUUAGUAAAUAGGUGGCUCUUUGUGUAAUUGAUGUUUUGUUGCUAAACCUUCCUGUUAGAACUGCAUGUCCUGCUUUCUGAUUGGCUGGCAUGCCACAGGGGAGGGUUCCUCACCAGGUGUUAGUCACGUCUUGGCCAAUCGUUGUUAGAGGGAAAGUGUGUAGGAGACCAUUUUAAUAAACCAUAAGAAACGAAA
Messenger RNA from Conger conger (European conger), 1360 nucleotides. RefSeq names its product triosephosphate isomerase 1b (gene tpi1b). Gene Ontology annotation, cellular component: cytosol. Gene Ontology annotation, molecular function: triose-phosphate isomerase activity. Gene Ontology annotation, biological process: gluconeogenesis; glyceraldehyde-3-phosphate biosynthetic process; glycolytic process. The record is from RefSeq and is a predicted model, not a curated record. NCBI's taxonomy places the organism in Eukaryota, Metazoa, Chordata, Actinopteri, Anguilliformes, Congridae. The coding region runs from base 91 to 837 and encodes 248 amino acids. The transcript has 7 exons.